Molecule: messenger RNA, 2861 nt
Organism: Haliotis rufescens (red abalone)
Lineage: Eukaryota; Metazoa; Mollusca; Gastropoda; Lepetellida; Haliotidae
Product: ABC transporter G family member 22-like
Exons: 14
Coding region: 360-2162 (600 amino acids)
Cellular component (GO): plasma membrane
Molecular function (GO): ATP hydrolysis activity; ABC-type transporter activity; ATP binding
Source: RefSeq, a predicted model, not a curated record
UUACACAAUGCCUGUGAAAUGUCACCUGGGACCGGCUGAAAAUGUCACAGCAUCGGUUUUCCCAAUUAGCAGAUUAAUUCGAAAUGACAGUUUGAAUAUUCAUCUCACGUGGUCUUCAGUAUUUCAGUACUUAGAGAAAUAGUUUCAGUUCCCGUACGUGACACGAGUUAAUACCUUCUAGGCCUAUAUAACGCAGUGUCACAUUGCACACGAUCCGAAGUUCUGUUUAAUGAAUAACGAGGUCUAAUCGAAACUGUUGCUAUUUAUAUUAUCCCGCUCAGAAGGAUCAUUGAUCUCGCAGAUCUAGUUGAGUGGACGCCCGGCGAUCAUUAAGGAUAUCAGGAGACAUUGAUUUUAAGAUGAAGACCUCAGGACCAACUGAGUUAUGUUUUACGGACAUUAAUGUGACAAUUGAUGCGAAGGAAAUCCUCUCGGAUGUUACUGGAGCAGUCCACAGUGGGGAGAUACUUGCCGUCAUGGGCCCAAGUGGCUCGGGGAAGACAACUCUUCUGAAUUCUGUUGCGGGUAGAGUGGCGAGAAAAUCAGGGGAGAUAACUCUCAAUGGUAACAAACUGACCCGGAGACUGCGGAAAAACAUGUGCUAUGUGAUGCAGGAAGAUGUCUUUUUGUGUAACCUUACACUUAGGGAAACUUUGUAUUUUGCAGCUAUGGUACAGUUACCGGAGAAGAUGUCCUACCAAGAAAAGAUGUCAUGUCUACAAGAUAUUCUAGACGCACUGGAUCUGAACGCGUGCAAAGACACAAGAAUGGGUGGGCCGGUGGAGCGUGGGUUGUCAGGGGGGGAGAAGAAGCGGGCCAGCAUUGGCUGUGAGCUGUUGAUGGAUCCUGACAUCAUGCUGUUGGAUGAACCCACCACUGGGUUAGACUCCAGCACAGCCUGCGACCUGAUGACUCUACUGAAGCGUUACACCUCGGACUACAACAAGACAGUCCUCGUCACCAUACACCAGCCUUCCAGUCGCAUGUUCUACAUGUUCACCAGGCUCAUGCUGCUAGCCAAGGGCAAGGUGGCCUACUUCGGCCAGGCUGACAAAGCUCUGGAUUUCUUUGCUGAUGCUGGGCUGCCGUGCACCCCACACUGCAACCCGGCAGACUUCAUGUUGGAGAUGCUGAAGCGGGACGAUGACACUGUGGGGAGGCUGGUGUGUGGAUCACAAGGGAGCACUUCCAGAAAUGCCAAAGUCAUUAAAUCUACACAACCAUGCCAGGAAGCCAGCUUUGUAUUUACACCUAACCUUGACCCUGACCUUGACCCUGAUCCAGAGCAAGGCAGCCGCUAUCCCACCAGUUUCUGGACCCAGUACAAGAUGCACAUGUGGCGGACGUACAAGCAGUCACGUGGUCGGAUCCUGUCCAUGCAUUCAAUCAUUGGCAUGCUGGCGCUAGCCGUCAUCGUGGGGUUCAUCUGGUUCCAGAUCCCCAGGACGGCGGACUCUGUGAGAGACAGGAUGGGGUUGUUGUUUUUUGGUAUUGGUCACAUGGGCUUCAUCACCAUCUUUGAUGGUAUUGUCUCUUUUUCUGAGGAACGCCCUGUUCACUUGAAGGAGCGAGGAGCUGGAAUGUACCGACUGUCCUCGUUAUAUCUGGCCAAAAUUACCAGUGAGCUGCCCUUGACCUUUCUCCUGCCGGCGUGCUACUUCACCAUCAGUUACUGGAUGGCGGGACUGCGACCCUUGGCCGACGUCUUCUUCGCCUCACUCGCCAUAAUGAUCCUCCAUGUCCUCAACUGUAAGGGAAUUGGUUUCAUGAUCGGGACGGGAAUCUGGAAAUUCCGGCUGGCCCUUACCAUCACCAGCACCACGAUGGUGUCCUUGAUAAUGGUUGGUGGGUUUUACAUAACUAUGAUGCCGCCAUGGCUGUUCUGGUCUCGGUACCUGUCUGUGUUCGGACACACCCUCAGUGCCAUGUUAAUCCUGGAGUUUGCUGACUUCACCCCAAUUCCAUGUUCGAAUGUGACGCUGGACACGUAUCCCCAGUGUGGUCGCAAUGGUACAGAGUUUGUAACGGCAGAGGUAGUGCUGGAGCAGGUCGGGACUGUACUUCCUAUGUACAUGUAUGUUAUGGCCCUCUCCGUAACGCUAAUAGUUUACUUCUCUGCCGGCUACGCAAUUUUUAGGUUUCGUGGAAAACCAAAGUCAUGAGAUGCCUUCAAUCCUUAUAUUGUUGAUUUGUUACAAUCCAUUCCUUCCAGUGAUUACAGAGCAGCUAUUCUAAAACAUGUAUGACAAAUCUUGCCAUCAAUGAGUGAGUGAGUGAGUGAGUGAGUGAGAGGGUGAGUUUGAUUUUUCGGUAAUAUUCCAUCAGAAUAUCAGCAGGGGACACCUGCAGUGGGCCUGGUACAUUAUUUUUGGAGGGGGCACGGGUGGCCCAGUCGUCUCAGGUGCCGCAAUUCACAAUGCAGAUUUGAAUUGCUUGGACCCUACCCGUGCUCGUGGGUUUCAUGAAAGUGGUAAAUGUCUGAGACCUGCAUCACUUCGGGCUGACCUCACACAUCAAGCUGACACGCCCUGACUGGAAUACUGUUCAAAGUAGUGGUGGGACCAUACACCGAUGCACCGGUGAAUCGCGAUUUUCUACUUCGCGAUACAAGUAUCGAUCACAGUCGCACACCAAGUAAAAAAUAUCGAUUCUGACCUUACAUGUUUGCUUUAAUAACUGUCCCAAUAAACACUAAUCAGUAGUGCAAGAGUGAAAACAUUAAUAUUUCCAUCUGUUGCGCCAUACUUGACACUGUCAACUGUAAAUCAUCACUGUGCCAGGUAUUUGGCCAUCCUGUCUAUGAAAAAGAUGGCUUACGCUCCACAGAUAAGAGUGAGUGAGUGAGUGAGUAUGGUUUAGCA